AGUCUUCGAAGACCUUAUGUUCCCGACGUUCUGCGCCUGUAAAUCCAACUCUGUAUCAGAGAUGCCUCGAUCAAGGUUGUGUGAAGGUUUCUUGUCCGUUAUUACAAUGUGCCGGACGUGCCGGAUGUCGCGUAUGCGAACGACGAAUCUUCGAGAUCGGAAUCGUAAUCAAUCCUUUUUACACGUGCAAUUUGUGAUAUCACGAGAUGAAGGCGCAUAACCAGCCCGGCCAGAUGUGAGGGAUUAACCUAAGAGACCAGGGGAUUCGAGAGGCCGACCAUAUAUAAACAAGAUACAGAUGAUCUCAUAUUGUUGAUACGUGAUAUCGGUCUGAUUUCAUUGAUCUUCACUUUCCUCAUCAUAGAAUCACGUUUGAUUUUUAAGAUAAACUAUGUCCCGUCUACUGUUUUCCCAUAAUUCCACACAGAUGCUGUCAAAGUAUAUGUCACUCAGAAAUGAAAGCAGGCAAAUCCAUCAUUCUUGCAAGAUUCUGGUGGUUGGAGGUGGCACUGGUGGCUGUUCGAUGGCAGCAAAAUUGUCAAGAAUGUUGAAUGAUCCAAAACAAGUUAUCAUAUUAGAACCUAGCGAUGUGCAUUAUUAUCAACCCUUGUUUACCUUAAUUGGUGGUGGUAUUAGUUCAUACUCUUCAUCGAGAAAAUACAUGAAAGAAGUCCUACCAAAAAAUGCAAAAUGGUUGAAAACUUCUAUUGUCGAAUUUCAACCAGAUGUUAACAAAGUAUCGACGCAUGACGGUGACACUAUACAAUACGACAUUAUGAUUGUUGCGCUUGGCUUGCAAUUGAGUUGGGACAAAAUUCCAGGUCUGAUGGAAGGCAUACAUAAUCCCGAUGCGCAAAUCUGUUCCAUUUAUGGACCUGACACUGUGCCUCAUGUUUAUCAGAAGUUAAAAAACACUGGACCAGGAACCGCGAUAUUUACAUUUCCGAAUACUCCGGUCAAAUGUCCGGGCGCGCCUCAAAAGAUCGCUUAUAUUGCCGAGGACUACUUUCGCAAACACAAUUUACGAAAUAACAUCGAUGUCGUGUACAACACAUCCCUGCCAGUUAUAUUCGGAGUUAAAAAAUACGCCGAUUCUCUCUGGGGUGUAUGUAAAGAAAGAGACAUUACUGUUAAUCUUCAAACAAAUUUAGUGAAGAUAGAUCCGAGCAAAAAACGAGCCACAUUUGAAAAACUAAACUCACCAGGAGAAACAUUGGAACAGGAAUAUUCUCUCCUCCAUGUAACGCCUCCAAUGGAGCCGCCUGCAGUUUUGAAGGAACAUUCGGCACUGACUAACGAAGCUGGAUUUCUCAGUGUCGAUCCUAAAACACUACGACACACAAAAUAUUCAAAUAUAUUCGGCAUAGGCGAUUGUACAAACACGCCGAAUUCUAAAACAAUGGCUGCGAUAGCUGCGCAGGGAAAAGUAUUGUACCAGAAUAUCCUGGAUGAUUUGGCUGGUAAACCAAUGACAAUGGCUUACGAUGGUUAUGCAUCAUGUCCAUUAAUUACUGGUUAUGAUAAGUGUAUUCUAGCAGAAUUUGAUUAUAAUUUACAACCAAAGGAGACCUUUCCAGUGAAUCAAGGCAAAGAAUAUUAUGUUAUGUUUUUGCUAAAAAAAUAUAUGUUCCCAUUUAUAUACUGGCAUUUGAUGCUAAGAGGUUAUUGGAAUGGACCUGAAUUCUUUCGUAAAUUCACGAAGGCUUUAAAGAAAGAUUAGUGCUUUUAGGAAGACUAAAAAAAA
Molecule: messenger RNA, 1744 nt
Organism: Pogonomyrmex barbatus (red harvester ant)
Lineage: Eukaryota; Metazoa; Arthropoda; Insecta; Hymenoptera; Formicidae
Gene: Sqor
Product: Sulfide quinone oxidoreductase
Cellular component (GO): mitochondrion
Molecular function (GO): FAD binding; sulfide:quinone oxidoreductase activity
Source: RefSeq, a predicted model, not a curated record